AUGGAAAUUACCUAUUUCAAAGGUUUCUUUGGGUUUGAAAGAUUUGAAGGAGACAUGAUGUUAUCCAAGCAACAAAUCGGAGCAGCAGAGCAAGGCCUGGAUCCAACUGAUUUAGGAGGAGCCCGUGGAUUGAAACGCUCCGCCCAGUGGCCUGGUGGAGUGGUUCCUUAUACCAUACAUUCGAGCGCGAGUGAGAAUCUCAUGUCUGUCACUUUUUAUUUUCAUCUUUUGUCCUCCCAUGACAUAAGAUUUCACCGAAUAUAAUUGCAAAAAUAGCCAUCACUUCGCUUAUUUUGUUUUUAAAAAAAGAUGAGAUAUGAAACGCGUUGUGUUCUUUAGUUGUGCAUUAAAAAUAUAACGGUUACUAGAUUAUUUUCUGGUCAGGCAAAACGGAAAAAAAACUAGCAUUUAUCUUGAUAUUUAUCUAGAGAAGUAUCUAUUUAAAAUAGUUCGUAACGCAUUUCCAAAUGAGAUCAUAAAAGAAUAUAUCACAUAGAGCUGUAUUUAUGAAAUGUUACUGAAUUAACAGUAGAGUAGUGACUUGUCAUCAAUUGUGUGAUGUUAACGAUUCUCUUAUCAACGAUUCAGAAAACAAAUUUCUUAAUGCAAUCGGAAUAAAGGGACCAACAGAGAAAGUAAUAUAUAGCGCCAUGAAAGAAUGGGAAGAGAAAACUUGCAUUCGAUUCGUACCCAGAACUACCCAGAAAGAUUACGUUGAGUUUUUCGCCGGAGAAGGGUAAGGUGCUAUUGUUGUUAAGUUUUUUUUUCGUUGUUAAUUUUCUUGUUUUAAACGAAUUGAACAACUAAAAAAAUUGAAUUUAAAUGAACUAUAAAAUCUAAAUUAGCAAUUUGAAAUCAGCUUAAUUCAGGUAUAGUCCAUAAUUAGUUGUUAAUGAUCCUGUUUGCCACUGUCGACCUUAAGCCGGUGUUUAAUGGAGAACAACGUUUUCCCUUAUUGAGGUGUUAGCUACAGUUGCAUGUCGAGAUUUUGGUUUAACUUGAAAGAGAUGAUAUAGAUACGAAAUUUUCGGCAAGGGAACGUACACUUCUCUCAGUUUUAUUAAAGACAUCUUUGAGGUGACCAGUUCAAUAUUACUAGCAAGUCCCCUUUUUUUUAUUGUUGAACUCCGUAAAUGCGUCUUGAUAAUGUGUUUCUCUCUCAUAUAGAUGCUGGUCGUAUGUCGGAAAUCUUAAAAACGGGAAACAGCAAAUUUCAAUCGGUAGUCUUUGUUACUUCCACGGCAUCGCGUUGCACGAGAUUGGUCAUGCUCUGGGUGGGUAUAAUGUCGUUUUCUAAAUAAAAAGUUACUCCAACUCCAAUAAUUAAGAGACGAGCUGAGUCGUGUAUUAGACCACAUGCCAAUGUUUAUGGAAUAUAUUAGCUGAAAAGGACCUGUCCAUGGAAUUAAUAAGGAUGGGCCCGGGGUAGGGAACAGGUUACAGGAGGUAGAAAAUAUCCCUUCGGGGAAAGGGAACAGCAAAACUCUGACCAAAACCUAUGAGCUGUAAGACGCUCUUAAAAGUUGAAUGGUCAUGCCUUAUUUCCUGCAGUGUAAUGGUAGAGAUCAUUUUUGCGAACUGCUAAUUGCGAAAUUAUUUAUCGAAUAUAUAAAUAAAUGUCUUUUGCAGGAUUCUGGCACGAACAGAGUCGCCCAAACCGAGACGAUUAUGUUGAAAUUGUUUGGGAUAAUAUCCAACCAGGUAAUUAGUGAGCCGAAUAUAAUGGGACACCUGUAUAGCUUGUAUCCAAUUGUUAUUUGCAUGUCGAUAUUCGGAACCUCGAGCUUUGUUUGUAUGUUUCUGUUAGCAAGGAUUUGAUAUUAGCACAGCAUUGCUUGAUGUGUUGACCAGGGUUUCCCUUUAUUCCGCGAACUGAUUAUCAAUCCAGUCCGCUCACUCGCUAAAAGGUGGCAAUUUUUAAAAUUUUUUUUUGCAGAGAACAAGCAUAACUUUAAUAAGUACGGUCACGGUUCGAUCGACAGCUUGGGUGUUCCGUAUGACUACGGAUCCAUAAUGCAUUACGGCAAGCGAGAUUUUGCUCGCUGGCCUUGGCAGACCACUAUAAGACCCAGGAAAUCUGGGGUGUCUAUUGGUCAGCGGAGUCAUCUCAGUCCACUGGAUGUUAAGCAAAUGAAUCUCUAUUAUAAAUGCAACACCAAAAAAUAAGUUCAGUCAGAUGUCUAUUCACCAUAUGAUGGAUGAACUUCGACCAAGGAGUG
This is a messenger RNA of Pocillopora meandrina, 2219 nucleotides long. NCBI's taxonomy places the organism in Eukaryota, Metazoa, Cnidaria, Anthozoa, Scleractinia, Pocilloporidae. The record is from the annotation of a GenBank genome assembly.